AUGAAGUUGCUAAUAUACUGGCUGAUGCUGCUGGUCAUGGAAGUGGAAUGUGAUAAAGGUAGAGCGGUUUCGGCAAAGUUUGGGGGGAUUUGUGGAAAUGUCAUCAUUUUUGGGAAAAUUUGGGAUUUUUGGGGGAAUUAAUUAGUCAUCGGCCGUUUAUAUUGUCAGUAUUGGACUUGUAAUAUUGUGAACGUAAUGGACCAUCGGAAUGAUGGUAAUUUUACCUCUCAAAUUGGGUUUAAAUAUCACUUUUAUCAAUAGUCAUCUUCAUUAUGUAAGCCUCAAAUUUCAAAAAAAAAAUCAAAAAGAUUUUAAUCGAUUUUAGCCCAAAAUCAAAGCCCAGAACAAAAUCUAUAUUAUGACGUCAAAAAAUCGCCAUAAAACAUUGGCUAUCCCUUUCAAAUCACAUAUUAUUCAUGAUGACUCACGCCUUUUCAGAGACCAAUUCCACAACGGAUCCUACGGUGACAGAAGUCGACAGAAAUCGAACUUUCUUUGAGGAUGUCGAAGUAAAUAGCAUUAAUUUUGCAGUUGACAAUUUAUUUAUUUUAGGAAUACACCAGUGGUCUCACACCGGAGUUCAAAACAUUGCUUAUGUUAGCGCCAGUGGAGUCCAAGAAAAAGGAAAAAUCAGAGAAAAGAAGAGCCAAGGACUCGGAUUUGAAGGCGAAAUCAGAAGACGAGGGGCUCAAAGGUAGAGUAAUACGCUGAGAUAUACAAUAAGACCUGUUUUGUUUUAUAAAUUAUAACUUUUUUUUAUUUACUACCUACUACAAUAUAAAUUUGGCCGAAAAUCCUAAAAUCUAUGACAUUUCCUCUAUUUCAAAGGCAACGCCGAUAAUUUCAGAGUUAACUCAGCAUCACAUUGAACAGCUACUCAAAUUUUACUCCAAGGUCUCGGAGAAGUUGCUAGCCAAGGAUGGGAAAGACAAAAGCAAACAAGUUCAUUACCAUAAAAUGGGUUCAAAACAUGAAGACAAGGAUGAUGAAGGUGCGGGAUUUAUAAUUUUCAGUUUAUGCAGAGCUCUAAAAGUCAUGUUACUUAUGAAAAAAGUUUAAUUUUGACUGAAAAAAAGAUUUUUUUAAAUGAUUUUAAGAAAUUUUCGGGAUUUAUAAGUUCGGAAAUUUUCCAAGUUCGUAUUUUACUCUAACUUUACGUGUUUCUAAUGUACGCUUUCGUCUAAGACUUUCCCAUAACACAAUUUUUGACCAAAAUAAGUUCAGAAAUCGCCAAAAAUUUGAUGAUUUUGUAAGAAAUCAAUGAGAUAAUUACCUGAAAGCAAAUCCCUUUUUCUGUAAUAAACUCUCAGAAUUACUGUAUCAUACUCAACUUCGUUUUUGAUCUUAAAUUCCCCACUUUUUCUUCUCAAAAUCAGUUUUUUAGAGGGCAAUCGCGAAUACCUCAACUACGUCGAAAAUUGGGCCCAGCAGCAUGGCGAGAAGCCCACGGAGAGCACCUAUAACACCGUCAAUACCAAUUCUCUGCCAGGCUACGGUAACCUCAACUACUUGAACGCCGCCAACUAUGGCCCACCUGGUGCGGGAGCUGCAAAUAAUUACGCUCUAGCCUUGCGGAAUCGUAUGUUCGGACAAGGCUAUAGCGGGCCCAAUUGCUGCAAUAUGUGUCAAUGUGGCUCAGCGUUCGAUCCGGCUUGUGUUCAGAACAGUAUUCCGGCACAAACUGGUGUUCAGACCGGCUGUGGCGGGUAUAAUUAUGGAGCCGCCACUGAUACAGCAGAUCCGGACGAUGGCUACGGGCCGGACAAUUAUUAUGGCGGUGGUUAUGGGAGCAAUAAGAAUACAAAAGAGGCCACCAACACUGACUUACAUUCGCAUUUGCUCAAUAGUUUUACGAACAACCCGCCUACCGUAAACAACAACUAUUAUCAAGUGUCCGGAGGGCAUAAUACCGAGCCUGAAGAGUCAAAAUCUCAUUUCGAAUUUGCUAAACAUCACUUCUCAUCGUAUCCACAGUAUUAUGGGACCUGGAAUGCGUAUCAACGCCCGAAUUGUUGUGGCUACAGCAAUUACAACGUGUUUGAGCCCGUAAAUGAUGACGCAACGGACGCACUAACAACGGAAGAGCCGAUUAACAGCAAGGAGAGUGUGUUUCACUUGGUCCGCCCCAACUUUGGCAGCAAUAAAGGGCCCAGGCUCACUUCCAAAAGCCGAAAACACCCAAAACACGACAAAAAAGUGGCCAAAACUACAAAAUCCCCGGUAAACUUGCCGAGUGUUAAGAGCACUACUCCUGGAACUCCCAAUAAACCUGCUAAUCAAGAGAAGAACUUUAUUGUAACAACGAUUACAAGUCCAAAACCGAAGGAAAUGAGUGGAAAAUCGACGAUCCCCCCGAAACUCUCGAUUCCCCCGGGGAACUCGACCAAAAUCAGUCCGCCCACAACGACGCCGAAGCCGGAAGCGCAAACUACCUCGACAAAAGUGUAA
Bursaphelenchus xylophilus (pine wood nematode) is the source of this 2448-nucleotide messenger RNA. NCBI's taxonomy places the organism in Eukaryota, Metazoa, Nematoda, Chromadorea, Rhabditida, Aphelenchoididae. The record is from the annotation of a GenBank genome assembly.